AUGACACGUGAGUGUUGGUACGUCCGCACACGACUGGCUGGCUCCGCCGACUCGGAAAGGGCAGAUCCGAAGUCUGAGAGUCACGAAGACGAGUCAGUGAGGUGUUGUAUCUCGUCCACUUUGGCUUUGACCUGGCGUGUCGGGUCUACCGAGGCGUGGCUGGCAUCUGCGGUCGGAUUGCAGGUUUCCGGUAGCGUUGACAGUCUGUGGUGUCCAAUAACGGGGCGUGCAGCGUCAAAACAAGCACCAGAGCAUCAAAGCAGGCAAGACAACUGGCGUAGAUCGGAAUAUUCAGGACUGGUACGCUUAGUUUGGCGUUGUCGUGCAACCAUCGCUUCACUUGUCUAA
Molecule: messenger RNA, 348 nt
Organism: Protopolystoma xenopodis
Lineage: Eukaryota; Metazoa; Platyhelminthes; Monogenea; Polystomatidea; Polystomatidae
Source: the annotation of a GenBank genome assembly